CAUGUACUUUAUUUUUAGUCUAUCCAAUGAAAGUACUACAUAUAUUUAAUUUUCACUUUCCGUUAUCAAUUAAACUUUAUAAAUACCUUUUUCAGACCUAAUAAUAAUUCCUUAAAAAGUUAAAACUGUAGAAUAUCGGUAAGGGUUAUCGCCUCUGGAAAACCUAGCAAGCUGCUCUUCUCAACUUGUCAAUGGACGAAUCUGCAAACAAAGGAUCUACCGGUAGUGAUGCCGCCAUUCCAAAAAGACGUGAGAUUGGGAGGAUUACGGUGACGGGAUAUGACACUGGGCUUCCUCGUGGUGAUGUGAAGAGGGCGUUGAGAAAACAUUUCGAUUCAUGUGGUCAAAUCACGGAUGUUUAUGUUCCCAUAAAGGAUCGAGUAGAUUAUACUCUCUGGAGACAUGGUUUUAUUUAUUUUGUGGGAGAAGGCGCAGUAGACAAGGCGUUGCAGCUUCAUGGAAGUGACGUGGGAGGAUGGAAUGUCUCUGUAAAGCAUUUACCGUUUCUGGAAAAUGCAGACAAUUUCGCUACAGUAACAGUUAGAGGAUAUGAUACUUCGCUUAGUGAGAUUAAUCUCAAGAGCGCGUUGCGUAAACUUUUAUCCUCAAUUGGAGCAGAGAUUACGGAAUUCAUGAUUUUUAAGAGGUCAGCUGUAUUGUCUGUCGAAGGACAAGACGUAGCAGAGAAGGCGCCGGAACUUACUGGGAGCAAAAUGGGAGGAUUCCCUGUAGUUGUUCGGCGUGAUUCUAAUCUGCACAGAUCCACUGUCCACCACCGUCCCCCUCGUGGCGGCAUUCGUGGCGGCCGUCGUCUCCAAGGAACCAAAAUCAUCGGUUCCGACACUGUAGAAGUGAAAUUGCUUGGGAUUAGAUGUUUUAAAAGUACUCAAACUUCUUCAGAUCGUAAGGUUGCUUCACGUUACGUUAAGUUUAAGCUCAUUGGUUCCACUUGCUUGAUGCCUUUUACUCCAUCGAGUGUAAAGGGACAUCGAAUUCCAGGAGUUUCGACUUCACCACAAUCUUGUAACAGAGAUUUGGAUGAAAAGAAUAAAAUGGGAGACACUAGUCCAAGAACAUCAGUCUCAACAGAUGGCGACACAGAUAACCUAAUGUUCGAUGGUGGGCAUGUGGGUGAUUCUAGCGACCGUUCAAAGGAUAAGUUGGAUCAGAAGACGGUUCGUAGACUUGCUCAAAACCGUGAGGCUGCAAGGAAAAGCAGAUUGAGGAAGAAAGCAUAUGUACAGCAGCUAGAGAACAGCAGAUUGAAGCUAACACAACUUGAGCAGGAGCUGCAAAGAGCAAGGCAACAGGGUGUCUUCAUCUCAAGCUCUGGAGACCAAGCCCAUUCUACCGCUGGAAAUGGGGCAAUGGCAUUUGAUGUAGAGUACAGACGGUGGCAAGAAGAUAAAAACAGACAGAUGAAGGAGCUUAGUUCUGCCUUGGAUGCUCAUGCGAGUGAUGCUGAGCUUCGGAUAAUAGUAGAGGCAGUAAUAGCUAACUAUGAGGAGCUUUUCAGGAUAAAGAGCAACGCAGCUAAGAGCGACGUCUUCCAUUUAUUAUCCGGGAUGUGGAAAACACCAGCUGAGAGAUGUUUCUUGUGGCUUGGUGGUUUCCGUUCAUCAGAACUUCUCAAGCUUAUAGCGAAUAAGUUGGAGCUGCUGACAGAACAACAGUCGCAAGACCUAAAUAACUUGCAAGAGUCUUCUCAACAAGCAGAAGAUGCUCUGUCUCAAGGGAUGGACAGCUUGCAGCAAUCACUCUCUGAUACUUUGUCUAGCGGGACUCUUGGUUCAAGCUCAUCAGGGAAUGUCGCUAGCUACAUGGGUCAGAUGGCUAUGGCGAUGGGGAAGUUAGGUACCCUCGAAGGAUUUAUCCGCCAGGCUGAUAACUUGAGGCUACAAACAUAUCAACAAAUGUUAAGAAUAUUAACAACACGACAAUCGGCACGUGCGCUCCUCGCAAUACACGAAUAUUCCUUGCGGCUACGUGCUCUUAGCUCUCUAUGGCUCGCCAGACCAAGAGAGUGAACCAAACCAUAUACCACUCUUUAGUCUGUACCUUGGACGAAGGCCCACAAAAUUUGAGCUUCCCAACAUUCUUAGCAUAUGAUUUUGACAUGUAGCUCUUAUACAAGAAUAUGAUUGUAUUGUGUUUGUAUUGUAAUACCAGAGUCUAGUAUAUCUUGAAACGGUUAUAGUCCAGUAACAUUUGCACAGCAUCAGCAUAAUAUCGUUUUAACUCCAAAGAGAAUCAAUCAGUCACCACAUUUGGUUUGUUUAUACAAAAUACAAAACCGUCUAAAGAUAUCAACAGAACGGCAAGCAUAUGCAAAAAUUCAAAAUCAUUGUAAAAGAUAGUAACAAUCAAACAAGAGUGGAUGUGGAUGAGUUAAAAGAUGGAGUUGGUCUCGUUCAAGAUGACGAGGAGAGAGACGAUCAGUGCAUAGUCAACGCCUGCAUUUAUUCUAACCACAAAGUCUUGUUUCGCUUUGAAAAACCCUCCAAACGACGAAUUCUCCUUCACCUCGGCGAUGAGAGCGUGGGCAUGGUAAACUUUGGCGGAGUCGUGGGAGUAAGUGCCAACGACGCUGAAGUUUUGGAGAUGACGAGAUUGAAACAUGACGUCGAGGCGGGCCCUCCAUUGAAGAGGAUGAGAACGUUUCACUGUGAACAUGAGCUCCGUUGGAUCUGAGCCUUCUCCUCGGUGAACCGUCCAUCGGUCACUCAACGACGUCAACUUUUCGCGCAUGGUGAGGAGAGGGAACCCGGCGGGGUCACGAAGAACGCGUUUCUUCUUGAAGCUGUCGUGAGGACCGUCCACACGAAGAAGGACGUCAGAGUUGAGGUCCACGACCUCUAGCUUCGCACCGCUAAGUCCUUUACAUUUCUUCUUGACGGUUAGCUCGAGCGGGUAAGGACAGCAGAACACGUCACUCACCACCACCACCUUCGUGUUCUGUGCAGCCACGGGCACUCCCAUCGCAAACCCAUAGCUCACGCGCUGAUAGGGACCAGCCAUUGCUUCCCCUUCUUAAUUUCUGCUCCUUGUGAUUUAUAUAUCUGAUGGAUGAGUUUGGCUAAUUACAAUUCUUUGAUUGUGUAUGUG
This is a messenger RNA of Thlaspi arvense, 3105 nucleotides long. NCBI's taxonomy places the organism in Eukaryota, Viridiplantae, Streptophyta, Magnoliopsida, Brassicales, Brassicaceae. The record is from the annotation of a GenBank genome assembly.